AUGAGCUCGCCAUCAUCGCCUUCGUUGUCGUCUCUACAGACAGGACCACGUCCGCAAGGGUUCGUCACGGCCAGGUCCAUCCUCGCCGACCUCGAAUCGCAGCACAGUCGCAGUCCAGACGUGAUUGCCCCUCCGGAGAAACCCAAGAGAGGACGGCCCAAGAAGGCCGUCAAUGCAGACGAUGCUCCUGCUCCUGCCAAACCACGGACCCGUAAGAAGACGACAGCCACCAAUGACGAUCCUGAUCUCGAAGACGCAGACAAAGCUCCUGCAAACCCCAAGGCGCGUAAGAGACAGGCUGCAACCACAGAUGAGCAGGAAGCAGCGAUUGACGCAGUCCCUGCAUCCAAGAGAGGUCGCCCGAAGAAGGCAGUUGCUAUUGAGCAUGCUGCGACUGCCACAACAGACACGGUCGAAGUCACGAAGCCUGUGGUAAAGCGAGGAAGGAAGAAGGCCCCUGGGUCUGCAGAUAUUCUCGACAAUGAUGGUGCUGCUGAAAAGCCAAAGCCGCUACCUAAGCCUCGCAAGACGAAGGCCACGACCAAAUCCAAGUCAGUUGCCAAUGAUCUGACAGUCGCCUCAGAGGUGCCUGUUGUCGAUGCCGCGAAAGCAGUAGACUCUGGUCCUCAGCCUGUCGUCCAUGUCGAAACCCCGGUAGAGGUGCUUGGUCUUGAUCUUGAUCCAGCUCCAAGACGCAGACGAGGCUGGACUCCGCCGACAGAGUCGACCCUCCCUCCAUCCUUCCAGCAGAGUAGCGAUACCUCACCCAACCCUGGACUGGCUGCCAUUCAUGACCCUGUGGACGACAACGAUGUUGGUGAUGCACCCGCAGCAUUGGAUUUCACCAAGCUGAUAGGCGACUUUGGCUAUCAAGAGAACAACCCUAGACCUUCUCCAUCUAUAUCCCGAACUCCGAGCGACGGUCCUACCACCAAGCGAAAACGCUUGAAUCCUGUCGAUGUGGCUGCGCCUGAAGAGCCGAAGAAGCGAAAUAGGAAGGCUGCAGAGCCGAAAGAACCAAAGGAACCAAAGCCGAAAGCGCCUAAGAAGCCGAAAGCGCCCAAGAAGAAACCGCUCACUAUUACUGCUCUUGCUACCGCAGCUUAUCUCCCACAACCUGCCAUCAACGAGGUUGAUCAGACCAAAUUGAUCUCGGACUUCUUUCCACAGCCACAGUCCGAUACCGCCGCUCCUCCUACUAACCAGGUCGAUGUUAUCAAGCCGACAGGAUCCACGAAGGGUCGCGCUCUUGAGGACAAGCCCGCACCGAAACGCAAAAGAGCCACANAAAAAGUACAAAUUACAGUGCCCGAGGUUCACAUCAAGUUGGACUCUCCAGAAGCUGCUCGUGAGAACGCCAGAAGACAACAGUGGUUGUUCGGAAGCUCAAGCCAAUUAGCUGCAGCAGAAUCUCCUACCGAGCUUCGCGAUCUGCAGCAGGCAUUGAAGGAAUCUGAGAACAUGAUCUCUUCGCAGCACAUGGACGUCUCACGUGCCACGAGUUAUGCUCAUGUACCAUCUGCCCCGCAUGGAACCUGUCUAUCUGUCGGACAAGCUGACAGAGUCUUAUGGAUGUCUGCCGCCAGAGACUUUGAGGAGUCGACCUUCGCAUCUGAUGAAAGUCGCGAUCAUGAUGACCAGAUUGUAGCCAGCGAUGAUUUGCCACGACCACGACAUCCUCCUAGCAGUACGAAAUCUGCUCCUGGCUCUCAUGUCCCGGAACCACACAUUGAGGUGUUGACAAUAUCGUCGUCGGCUCCUAAAGAGCUCGAGUCGCCAGAUUCCGGAUAUGUGGAUGUUGACCAAGUAUGUGGCGAAUUACCCUCAAUCACCGGUGUGCUCCGGAGAUCUGCCCCGUCGGAUGUACCACCUGCCAGCCUGAAGACCGGAGGGACGACAAGUGUGGCGUGUGAGCCUCAUGAAAUCAUUUCUCUGGGCACCACUCCUGAAACGCAGGUCGUGCAUCGUCGCGCUCUUGGGACUCGCGACCCAAACACCAAUAUCACGAGGCAGACUCUUGACUCUGAGAGCAAGAAGCUGACCAUCUCCCCGAGGAGAGCCAACACCAAAUCACAGGUGGUCUGUGUGGAUUCUCCGGAAAGACCAGCGUCGCAAAAGGCGACAGGCAAUGCAGCACAAAUGUCACCGGUCAUCAUCAGACGGAUAGUGAAAGGCUCGCACACUCUUUCGGCACGAGAAGAUGCUAGACAAAAGUACCUUGUUUCUCCUAAUGCUUCUGCACGAGAACGUGGCAAGCAAAAGUUCCUUGCUUCUAGCUCAACUAGAAUCUCUGUCCAACCAUCACAGGAAAGGUUGCACGACAUAUCACCCAGUAUCAAUCUGAUCUCGCCCUCUAAGCCAAGAGGCAGGCCUCCGAAGUUCGGACCUGCUCCCAAUCCUGCGUCACCAACGCGACCAAGAGGUCGACCCCGGAAGUCCAUCAGCCCUGAUAGUCUACCUUUAUGGUCCCAACUUCGCAAACUGCCUUCUCUUCCUGCCGCUUCGCAGCGAGCCGCAAUCGCAGAGCCAUCAUCCGAUUAUCUCGACAUCGACGCCAUUUCGGAUAUAGAAAUCCCAUCUCACGCUCCCUCGCCGCCACGACGUCUACCCGCAUCACCACCCAAGGCAACAUUAGACUUUGACAGACCGCCUCCACCACCGCUGCCAGCCAUUGCAGCAUCGACCGCUCGAAGUGCUGCCAAACAAAUUCUAGCGGAAUGGUCCAACAUUUCCACGGUAUUGUUCCCCGCGAUCACGAAAACCGUGCGUUCCACGCCACCUAGCCAAGAUCACAAUGCACCUACCUGGCAUGAAAAGAUGCUCCUCUAUGACCCUAUCGUACUCGAAGACUUGACUCUGUGGCUCAACAGCCAGGGUGUCCGAAUUGAAGUCUUGGUGCCAAGAAUAGUCAAAGGGAAGGGAAAAAAGAAAGCCGAUGAUAUUGAGACUUCAAUCGAGGAUUGUGCAGUGUCGAAGAAGACCAACACCUACACCCCAACGCCAUCCAAAAUGAAAGCCUUCUUCAAAAGCAGACAACACAGCAAAGCAAACUCUUACACAUCAACCAAUCUCACAAACUCACCAACCCAUGAAGAAAACACACCCACAACACCCACAGAAUGGUGGUUAGCACGUGAAAAUGCCUUUGACACCGCUCACCGCGUACACAAGAAACUGUACAGAGAUUCUGAAGAGUCUUUCUACUCACGCGAGCAGGACUAUGAUGAGGGUAAGGAGGACUUGAGACCAUUGCCGCCGCUGAGUCCAUCUUCGCCGGAGUGGAACGCUAGUUACUGGUUUUGGAGUGUUGAGAGGGCAGAGAUGUGGGUUGAGCAUGUUGCCGACAGCGGUUGGUGUACGCUCGACUUGAAGGAUGGUGAUAGAAGGGCUUCUGUCGAUACAACAAUCAUGGCUGUUGAUGAUGCAAAGCCCCAGUUCGAGUAUGCUGGAGAGCUCAUCAACACAGCCGAGAAGUCAGAAGAGGCACAAGGGAAGCUCAAGAAGGGCUUGAAGAUACAGAUUGAGGUCAAGGCUACUGCUGCAGAGCUGCCACGCAGACCCAAGUUGACGAUACAGAUUCCGAGCGGCAUACCUAACUACUAUUCCAAACAUGGGCCGAACGACUACUCUAGCUGCAGACCCCAUAUCACGAGCGAAGAACGUGCCGAGUGGAGGAAGAACAUGUUCUAG
Aureobasidium uvarum is the source of this 3690-nucleotide messenger RNA. Lineage: Eukaryota; Fungi; Ascomycota; Dothideomycetes; Dothideales; Saccotheciaceae. The record is from the annotation of a GenBank genome assembly.